AUGCCCCUCAGCCAGGCCGACGCCGACAUGUCCAACGGUCAAGAUGGUCACGCCCACCCGCCGGCGUCCCUGAAGAAGGGAAAGCAGAAGAAGGCGGUCGACUCGAACGAGUCUGCAAAGCUGCUCGCGCAACGCAUCUCGCAGCUAGAGCAAGAAUCAGCUGGAGAGAAGGAUCAGGAAGCUGAGAUUGGUCAUGGCCACGAUGAUCACGGUCACGGUCACGGUCAUGGUCAUGAUCAGGCGCAGGUGGGAGCCUCUCGUGCCGGCGGUUCGUGGGGUUCUAUUUCUGCAGUGGCGGGGCUAACGGCAACAGAGCGCGAGGUCAAGCGUGCGAACCGCGAUUUGGCCCAACAGGUGGCAAAGAUGAGCGAUCUGCAAAAGAUUGAGCACCUCACCCGUCGGUCCAGCGAACUGCUAGCCGACAUGCGCCGUGUGGAGCGCGAGAACCAGAAGAACAAGAAACGUGGAGACGCCCUGCAAAAGGAGAAGGAUGCGAAUCGCACCGAGCUCAGCAAGACGGUCGGCCUGAAGGAGAAGCUCGAGAAGCUCUGUCGCGAACUGCAGCGGGACAACAACAAGUACAAGAACGAGAACAAGACCCUCCAGGACAACCUGAAGCACAACAGCUCUGCGUACGAUGAGAAGCACGCGGCCCUGCUUGCCAAGCUGGAGGGGAUUCAAGAAGAAAAGGACCAUCCGCGGAAGCAGGUUGUGGACAUGAGCGUUGACACCUUAUUCAAGAAUCGGUUCAAGUCCUUCAUUGAGCAGUACGAGUUGCGUGAGCUGCACUUCCACUCCACGAUGCGCACCAAGGAGCUGGAGGUGCAAUACAACAUGGCGCGCUACGAACGAGAGAAGAAGCUCGCAGAGGCCGAGUCGACGAGAGCGCGGAAUCUCCAGGCGCAGGUUCAGACCUUUACCAAGACGGAGACGGAGCUUCGGAAUCAACUCAACGUCUACGUGGACAAGUUCAAGCAGAUCAAGGUUGAGGACACGCUCAACAACAGCAACGACCUCUUUCUCACGUUUCGGAAGGAAAUGGAGGACAUGUCCAAGAAGACGAAGCGGCUGGAGAAGGAGAACGAGACGAUGAAGCGCAAACACGAGGCGACGAAUGCCAACAUCAUCCGCAUGGCCGAGGAGCGCGAGGACUGGCGCAAGAAGGCGGCCGAGGCGAUCAAGAGAGCCGAGAAGCUUAGAAGCAUUAUCGAGCAGAUGCAGCAGCAGGGCCGCAAGGUUCCGCCCGGAGCAGCGGCGACACUGGAGAGUUGCUACUCGGACAGCAACGGCCACAUGGACGGGGACGGCAGCGACUACUCGGACGACGAGGAGGAGGAGGGCGAGGAGGAUCCGAGCGAGUUUGACGAUGAUACGGAGGAGGAGCCCCAGCCUGGAGAGCCAGAACCCCCCAGACCCUACGGUCCAGAGAGACCACCAGUACCCCAAGCUGCAACGAACGGCCACUAG
Messenger RNA from Colletotrichum costaricense, 1467 nucleotides. RefSeq names its product myosin-like coiled-coil protein. The coding region runs from base 1 to 1467 and encodes 488 amino acids. Gene Ontology annotation, molecular function: syntaxin binding. The record is from RefSeq and is a predicted model, not a curated record. Lineage: Eukaryota; Fungi; Ascomycota; Sordariomycetes; Glomerellales; Glomerellaceae. The transcript is spliced from 5 exons.